UACUGAGAAGGAGAUUGAAGAGAGACCGAUAAAGAAGUGGGGAGAGUUGGAGAGAGGGUUACAGGCAAGGUAUGAAUUCUUAUUUCGCAAACCCGUCGCUCUCGUGCCAUUUAUCCGGUGGUCAAGAUGUUUUGCCUAACGUACCCCUAAACUCCACCACCUAUGACACAGUGAGACAUUUUUCGUCGUACGGCGCUGCUGUGACCCAGAAUCGGAUAUAUGCACCUUUCUACUCUCCUCAAGAUAAUGUCGUUUUUGGGUCUGGCAGGGCACAGUAUGAAUAUGGAUCGAACGUGUUUCUUCAAGACAAGGACGUGCUCCCCAGUUGCAGACAAACAAACAUGGGACUCAAUACACAAAGCCACAUUGCUCAAGAGUACAGUUUGGAUCAAGGAAGAGCAGGAGCGCAGGAUCAGAAAACCAACAUCCCGAUCUACCCGUGGAUGCAGCGAAUGAACUCACACAGCGCAGGAGUGGGCUACGGGACAGACAGACGCAGAGGACGUCAAAUAUACUCUCGCUACCAAACACUUGAGCUGGAGAAGGAGUUUCAUUUUAACCGCUACCUGACCAGGCGCAGACGCAUCGAAAUCGCAAAUGCGCUUUGUUUAACGGAGCGGCAGAUCAAAAUCUGGUUUCAGAACCGACGAAUGAAAUGGAAGAAAGAAAGCAACCUGACCUCCACGGUGACUGGAAGUGAACAUACAGGAGCCUCUCCGGAUGAGGAACGUAAUGGCGCAAUUGAAGAACAGAAGGAUGAGGACAAGAAGAAAGAAUAGUACAAAAAAACAAGAGGGGAAAACACCUGAUGACCAUUUAAACCCAACAUAACUACCUAAAAAAAAAUCUAUAUGGACUUGAGAGCGACUUCACUGCAUGAUGGCUACCGCAGCUCUCCCACUUAUAUCCCAUGUUGACCACAGGAGUGUUGAGCCUUAGAAAUCCAGAUUAUUUCAGCCACAGUUUGUCCCCCUGUGACACUUGGGGUGCUGAUUCUGUUUUAUUGCAAUGUCACACUUGUAUUGUGAAAAUAAAAAGAAGUAUUCAUUUCUACGUUAUUUCUCAUGCCAGUAAAUUCUGUGUAUUUAUCACCCCAUCCAUCACUGUGAACUCUUUGAUCACCUCACGAAAUACAGUGUUGGUCCAACUUAACUCAAUGUUGUACAUGCACAUUCCACGAAGGGAAAGGAAAGGACAGGCGGACACUUUAUUUGAUCACAGUAUUAUAGGCCUACUUGAAUCAUCCGCCGAAAAGUGUCCUGCACAAACAUGAAACUUGCACGGCCAUAGCCCACAGUCCACACACACAACUGA
Cyclopterus lumpus (lumpfish) is the source of this 1314-nucleotide messenger RNA. RefSeq names its product homeobox protein Hox-C6a. The transcript has 2 exons. The coding region runs from base 72 to 779 and encodes 235 amino acids. Gene Ontology annotation, cellular component: nucleus. Gene Ontology annotation, molecular function: DNA-binding transcription factor activity, RNA polymerase II-specific; RNA polymerase II cis-regulatory region sequence-specific DNA binding. Gene Ontology annotation, biological process: regulation of transcription by RNA polymerase II; anterior/posterior pattern specification. Lineage: Eukaryota; Metazoa; Chordata; Actinopteri; Perciformes; Cyclopteridae. The record is from RefSeq and is a predicted model, not a curated record.